Messenger RNA from Phacochoerus africanus (Common warthog), 3777 nucleotides. It is a transcript of the gene SPAG5, whose product is annotated as sperm associated antigen 5. Gene Ontology annotation, biological process: cell division; regulation of attachment of spindle microtubules to kinetochore. Bases 95 to 3667 code for a protein of 1190 amino acids. NCBI's taxonomy places the organism in Eukaryota, Metazoa, Chordata, Mammalia, Artiodactyla, Suidae. The transcript has 24 exons. The record is from RefSeq and is a predicted model, not a curated record.
GGGAAGCGCAGAGCAGGUUCAAAUAAAGACGGCGGGUGAUCAUGGCGUCGCCUCUUGCCUCUUAGAGGUAAUUGCCCUGCGUUUUGUGUUGAAGAUGUGGCGGGUGAAAAAAUUGAGCCUUAGCCUAUCGCCUUCGCCCCAACCGGGAAAACCAGCUAUGAGAACGCCUCUCCGAGAACUUACGUUGCAGCCGGGUGCCCUCACCAGUUCUGAAAAAGGGCCCCCGAUAGGCCACUCUCCGAGCCCGUCGCUGUGCAAGCUGGGGCUGCAGGAAGGCAGCAACAGUUCUUCGCCACUGGAUUUUGUCAAUGCUAAGAAGACAGACUCGUCUUCAGAACCAUUCAGCCAUCCCUCAAAGUGGCUAGAAGCUUGUCAACAUGAAUCAGAUGAGCAGCCCCUACAUCUGAUUCCCCAAACCAACUCUACUCCCAAAACAUCUGAGGCGGCAGUGAACCCGCUGGAUGACAAUGUGGUUAAAACCAUGGGCCUUGUACCCUCUCCCGGGGGGCAGCAGCAAGACAUUACCCUUGAGGCCCAUCUAGAUACCAUGGCAGAGACAAAUAGCUUCUCUCUAGAUGAGCCUUUGAGGCCAGGAGAUCUGCAGACAAAGGGGGUGGCACCUUGUCUGGAAGACAACUUUUCAGAAACUGUUCCUUCUUUGUCUGAGAAACCUGCGUCUUGGGAUCCUCCUUCCCACCUCUUGGAGUACCCACCCAAUUCCUCUUCUGAGCCACAGCUCCACUGCUCCAAGGAAAGCCUGGAGGGCGGGAGGCCUGAGGCUGUGCCUGAGGACUUAGUCCCUUCUGAAGGCAGUGCCUUCUUGCCUCCCUCCAGGCUCUGGCUUUCCCCUUCAACUGCCUUAGCGGCAGAUUUCCCCGUCAGUCAUGAGGACCCAGGGGAGGAAACUGUUGAGCACAAAGCGGUAGAGGAGAGAGAAAUGAGCUUUCCCACACUCCCUGAGGAGGCUGAAUUGGGAGAUCAAGCACUUAUUUCAAAUAUGGAAGAUAUUCCGUCCACAUGCCUGACCCCAAAUCUAGGAGAAAUGGAAUCCCAAGCAGCAGAAGAGGCUGGUAGGAUUGCCAUCUCUGAUAUGGGGCCUUGGAUGUCCCCCCUGGCCUGGCUGGAAAAAGGUGUAAAUACCUCAGCCAUCCUGGAAAAUCUCCGCCAGAGCUUAUCCCUUCCCUCCUCAUUUCGGGAUGCUGCCAUUGGCACUACCCCUUUCUCUGCUUGCUCGGUGGGGACUUGGUUUACUCCCCCGGUACAACAGGAAAAGAGUACAAACACAUCCCAGACAGGCCCGGUGGGCACCAAGGACAGUACUUCUGAGACAGAGCACCUCCUCUGGGGCCGUCCUCCGGAUCUGGCUGCCUUAUCUCGACAUGACCUGGAAGAUAACCUGCUGAACUCUCUUGUCAUCCUGGAGGUUCUCUCCCGCCAACUGCGGGACUGGAAGAGCCAGCUGACUGGCCCUCACGCGGAAGUCCGGGACACCAGCACACAGACUGACACUUUCCCCUGUGGGAUGAGUAAGCAACCUCAGCGUCUUCCGCACAGCCAGGAGAUUGGACAGGCUCUGCAGCAGGCCAGGAAUGUCAUGCAAUCAUGUGUGCUGGUCUCUAAAGAGCUGAUAUCCUUGCUUCACCUGUCUCUGCUGCACUUAGAUGAAGAUAAAACUACACUGAGUCAGGAGUCUCGGCGCGCAGAAACCUUGGUGUCCUGCUGUUUUGAUGUACUGAAGAAAUUGAGGGCAAGGCUCCAGAACCUCAAAGCAGAAAGGGAGGAGGCAAAGCAGAGAGAGGAACUGGCCCUCAGAGGCAAGGACGUGGCAGAGACAGUGCUAGAAGCUUUCUGUGCACACGCUGGCCAGCGCAUCAGCCAGCUGAAACAGGACUUGGCUUCCAUGGGGCAAUUCAGAGGCCUUUUGAAGGAGACCCAGACCCAACUGGCAGGGCUUCAUAUUGAGCAAGAAGAGUUGGCUCAGCAGACAGCAAGUCUUACUUCAGCUUUGCAUCAGGACUGGAUAUCCAUGCAACUGGAUUAUGUAACAUGGACAGCUUUGCUGAGCCGGUUUCAGCAACUCGCAGAGAAAUUCACAGCCAAGAGCCAGCAGACCCUGCAGAAACGUGAUGCUGCAAUUGAGGAAAAGGAGCAGGUUUCCAGGGAGCUGGAACAAGUCUCUUCCCAUUUAGAGGACUACAAAAGCCAGAGAGAACAACUGGAGUUGGAAAACAGUCGCCUAGCAACAGAUCUCCGGGCUCAGCUGCAGAUUCUGGCCAGCAUGGAGAGUCAGCUAAAAGAGCUACAGAGUCAGCAUGCCCAUUGUAUCCAGGACCUGGCCACAAAGGAUGAAUUGCUCUGCCAGCUGUCCCAGAGCAGUGAGGAGCGCGCUGCGCAGUGGCAAAGGGAGGAGAUGGCACUAAAACACACGCAGGCAGAGCUGCAGCAACAACAGGCUGUGCUGGCCAAGGAGGUGCAGGACCUGAAGGAGACCCUGGAGUUUGCAGAACAAGAGAAUCAGGUUGCUCACUUGGAGCUGGGCCAGGUGGAGUGUCAGUUGAAAACCACGCUGGAAGUGCUCCGGGAGCGCAGCCUGCAGUGCGAGGACCUCAAGGACACCGUGGAGAACCUGAGGGCUGAACUGGCCAGCAUCAUAGCAGAGAAGCAGCAGCAAGACCUGGAGAAGGCGUGCCAGUGUUCCCAGGAGCUCAGGGUGCUGACUGAGCAACUCCAGAGCCUGACCCUCUUCCUACAGACAAGAUUAAAGGAGACGGCUGAACCAGAGACCCUCCCAAUAAGCACAGCCUAUGCUCCGUCCCAGGAGCACCCUCCACCCGCCGACAGCGCCUUCUUGGGAAGCAUCCUGACAGCUGUGGCAGAUGAAGAGCCAGAAUCAGCUCCUGUGCCCUUGCUUGGAAGUGACAAGAGUGCUUUCACCAGAGUAGCAUCAAUAGUUUCCCUUCAGCCUACAGAACCCCCAGGCAUCGAGAAGAGCCUGGCAGAAAUGAGUACUCUGAUUCUGGAGCUUCAGAGCCUGUGUUCCCUGUUGCAGGAGUCUAAAGAGGAGGCUAUCAGGACUCUGCAGCGAAAGAUAUGUGAUCUGCAGGCUGAGCUGCAGUCCCAGGAAGAACAGCAUCAGGAAGCCCAGAGAGCAAAGGAAGCGGACAUAGAGAAGCUGAACCAGGCCUUGUGCUUGCGCUACAAGAAUGAAAAGGAGCUCCAGGAAGUGAUACAGCAGCAGAACAAGAAGAUCCUAGAGCAGAUAGACAAGAGUGGCGAGCUCAUAAGGCUUAGAGAAGAGGUGGCCCAGCUCACGCGCUCACUUCGGCGUGCGGAGACAGAGACUGCGGUGCUCCGAGAGACCCUGGCAGGCCAGCUGAACCCCGACUGUCAGCCCAUGGCCACUAACUGGAUCCAGGAGAAAGUGUGGCUCUCCCAGGAGGUGGACAAGCUGAGGGUGAUGUUCCUGGAGAUGAAAAAUGAGAAGGCGAAACUUACGGUCAAGUUCCAGAGCCAUAGAAACAUCCUGGAAGAGAAUCUGCGGCGCUCUGACAAGGAGUUAAAGAAACUAGAUGACAUCGUUCAGCAUAUUUAUCAGACUCUGCUGUCCAUCCCAGAGGUUGUGAAGGGCUGCAAGGAGCUACAGGGAUUGCUGGAAUUUCUGAGCUAAGAAACUGAAAGCUGGAAUCUGUUUUACCCCUUUUUACUUGCAACACUCCUUUACCCCAAGACCAGGACCAACUCUGUUUAAUGCUAUUUAAAUGAAGUAUAUUUAAUGUA